Molecule: messenger RNA, 1191 nt
Organism: Rhizoctonia solani
Lineage: Eukaryota; Fungi; Basidiomycota; Agaricomycetes; Cantharellales; Ceratobasidiaceae
Product: Retrotransposon-derived protein PEG10
Exons: 1
Coding region: 1-1191 (396 amino acids)
Molecular function (GO): nucleic acid binding; zinc ion binding
Source: RefSeq, a predicted model, not a curated record
AUGGAACCGGAGCCAACCAUUAGCGCUCUCCUCAAGGCUGUCACAGCCCUCACAGCCACAGUUGGGUCCCUACAGGACCAAAUCCGCAACCAAGGCCAACAGCUCAUUGAGCUCAAAGCCAUAUGCAAGGAGACCGCCGACUUACUUGGCAACAAGGAUCAAGGAGCCCCCCAAGCCCAGCCUGGUCCAUUGACUGGGCCUGUCACCCCUCCUACACACUCAGGAGGGGAAACCCACACUCCAGGAACGGUUAGGCCUGGACUCAAGGCCCCCUUUAGACCAUCCAGAGGGACUGGCUUUGACUUGGAAGAAGAGGAGGAACCCUGGCAAGCUCCCAAAAAAGAGCCUUGCAGCACGCCUAGGAGCCUCAGCUCCCUCACCCCCUUUGACGCAGGGUCCAGCGUGAAAAGGCCCAAGAUGGACCUCCCCAAACCCUAUAAAGGAGAUACCAGGGGACGUAAGGCCACCCAGUGGCUAGAUCAGAUGCUGCUUUGGGUAGCCCUCCAUUGUGAUCAGUUUGACAAGGAGGAACAAAUGGUUGUGUGGAUCCUAUACCACAUGACCAACAAGGCUGCCAAUUGGGCACUCCCCAUUAUUGGGACAAUCAUCAAGGGCAAGGGGAACCCUCCUACCACCAUCCCGGCCUUAACGGCCAAAUUCAAAGAGGCCUUUGCUGAUCCCAACGCCAAGCAGGCUGCUGCCAGGAAAAUUGCGGCGCUCUCCCAAACCACCACAACCUCCAAGUACAUCACGGAAUUCUGCAGUCUCAUGGCGGAAUUGGACUGGAAUGAGGAGACCUACAUUGCGCAGUUCACGCAGGGCCUCCACUGGAAAGUCAAGGAAUUGCUAUCAACCAAGGAUAGCUUUCCCAACAAACUUGAAGCAAUUUUUGCGGCUUCCAUAAAAAUUGACAACAUACACUGCAAAAAUGAGGAGAACCACCCAAAGAAGGCGUCCGCCAAGUCCCCAGCCACUGUGGCCACCACUUCCACCACCACCACUCAACGGGUUUGUUUAUCAGAAGACCCUAACUACGUCACUCCAGAAGAAAGGGACCGCCGUUGCGCAUCAGGGCUAUGCAUGAAAUGUGGCCAGAAGGGCCAUGGGAUCAAGCAAUGCCCCAAUGGUUGGAAGGCAACCCUCAAAGAGGUGGCUAAGGUAGCCAAGGAAUCUGAAUCAGGAAAAGACUGA